Pseudophryne corroboree (corroboree frog) is the source of this 1704-nucleotide messenger RNA. It is a transcript of the gene RAMP2, whose product is annotated as receptor activity modifying protein 2. The transcript is spliced from 6 exons. Bases 284 to 727 code for a protein of 147 amino acids. Gene Ontology annotation, biological process: regulation of G protein-coupled receptor signaling pathway; cellular response to hormone stimulus; calcium ion transport. The record is from RefSeq and is a predicted model, not a curated record. Gene Ontology annotation, molecular function: coreceptor activity. Gene Ontology annotation, cellular component: cell surface; signaling receptor complex; membrane. Lineage: Eukaryota; Metazoa; Chordata; Amphibia; Anura; Myobatrachidae.
UGUGCUGUGUUAAUAAGCGCAGGGAGAGAGGAUGGAGAGUACUUUCCUCUGCACGCUCAUUAGCUCGCUGUGCCUGCUCACUUGGGGACUGGGAAUUCCAGGAGGAACAGAGAUUUUAGGGGAACAAGGACCGCGUAAAGCAAAAUUCUAUCUGAGAAAAGUGUGCAAUUUGGUGGCCUAAUGCAGAAUGAGACAAGCGUUCUACUGAAGAGGUUAGAACAUUUUGCCCGUCUCUACUUUUGAACACUUGAGUGUUUCCAGUACAAACUAAGCUUCCAGCUCAAUGACAGCACUGCAGAACUCCACACAGCCUACAGCCACGUCCUCCCCAAUUAUGAAAGGAUCUUCAGAUCAACUUCCAGACGGACCAGACACACAUGAUCAUUAUAAUGAACGAUGCAUUUACAUUUUUUAUGACUCAAUGUCCAAAAUUAAACCUGAGCAUUUAUGCGAAUUGGACCAUGUUAUCAGUUUUUACAGCACAUUACAAUUUUGCAUUGAAUUAGGAGCCGAAGAUGGAAAUAUUCCCUAUCCAAAUGAAGUGUCACAUGCCAUUUUCAUGGAUGUUCACAGAGAAUUUUUUGCGAAUUGCACUCUUCUGUCUUAUGAAUUUACAGACCCUCCUGACCCUGUGCUGCUGGCAUUAAUAUUUGCACCUAUUUGUAUAAUUCCUUUCCUUGUCACCCUUGUUGUUGUCAAGAGCAACACUAGCAAACCGCAGACGUAGGUUCUAGCUGCUGAUAUAACUAAGCACGGAGAUUAUACCCCAGAACUCUUGUUAAUAUUUACCAGCAGGCUUGAAUAGCGCAUGGUCAGUUUUGUGACCAUACCUAAUCCCUGAUGCUCAUCUACUGUACAAGUCUGAAUCCACUUACAUUUUGGAAUGUCCAACCCACCUAACUUACCUGGUCUUCAGUUUAUGGUCAAUUAAAAAUGUUGGGUAUCUUGUUACACAAUAUUUUCCAACCUGUAGAAAAUAGAUGGAAGCAUUACUUUGAAGGUCUCUUCAGAAAUUGAUGUCUUUAAAAGUCCUUAGAAGACCUGCAUUUCAGGACAUUACAGAUGGAUAAAGAAUAAAAUGAACUCAUUAAAAUGUCAUGCACGACAACACCAUAACUAUUUUCAACAAAUAGUUAUUAAGUAUCUUGGUGGCAAACUUCAACAAAAUGUCCAGAAUUCUGGAAUUCGUUCAAAUCUCUUUCAUGGAUAUCUUCCAUUUAAACCAGAAAAUCAGAAAACUGUGUAAAAUAAUUUAAAUGAGCAGUGUGAGUAUAUUUUAUGGCCUAGAUUUAUUAUAAGAAAUAUUGUCUUUCGAUGUAAAGAUGAAGUCACUCAUAGAGUGGAGAAAAACUGUUAUAAUGGAAUACUGGAAGAUUUUAAUUUUUUUGUCAUCUCUUUUUAAUAUUUACAAAAAUACAUUAAUAUCUCAAUAAGAUGAUCUAUGACAAAAGGUGAGCCUUCAGCCUGGGGGGGAACUGAUGUGAGACGUUGAAAAACCUCCUACUUUAGCAUAUACUGUAUAAAUUAAACAUAUCGCAAAAAAUUGUUCUCACCAAUUCUCAAACGGAAAUCAGUUCCUCUGAAGAAUUCUGGCCUUAAUCUGGCCUACAGAUGAAGACUGUAAAACCCUGCAGGAGGCAUCUUGAGUGGAUGACAUGCAGCUGACUGUGAUUGGUGUAAUAAACUUGCAGGCUAUCGCCAAAA